AAGAACGGUCAUAUGGGCGCCAAGUUAGUCCAUACAUCAAGGUCUCCGGCACAUCAACUAAUACACCAAAAACAGAAAGUUCUGGCGUGAGAACCUCCCCCGACUAAAAUACCAUAAUCCCUCAGUUCCUAUGAUUGUCAAUCGUCACAGCCGGAACAACAAGAAGCCUACAAUCUCUAUCUAUCUCCGCAAACCCGACGCUUCAACUCCCGCACCCGCUACUCGUUCCCAGCCCUCCUCAUCACGCAAUAACAUGUCCAAGGCCACACCGCCGGAUGCUGACGAGAAGAUCGUCACCGUCGAUAUGACUGAGAAACAUUCUUCUCACAUUCUUGAAUACGUACUUGCCGAGACCCGUGCUGUCCCCAUCAAACCCACCAAGGAGGAGAUUCGCGAAUUGCAGGAGUUGGACGCCAUGGCCAGACAAGCCGAGGUCGACCGAGCCCGUAUGAGGAGCCUGCGUGAGGAGAAGAAGCGUGAGGAGGAUAUGCUGAAGCGAGCCCGGGCUGCUGGCGGUGUUGCUGAGGAAGAGGAUUCGUAAAAAGGCUUGGAGUGAAAGAGACCAUAACGAUGCUGUACAAUAAAUGUGUAUUAACGAAUGCCACGUAUCUGGCAAGUGUACAAGUUGGAAAUUUACAAAGUCCCACUACCUUUUGCUUGGACUCUUAUGUUGAUCGAUACGUAAAUGGAUUGCUGGGCUGCCGUAC
This is a messenger RNA of Fusarium verticillioides 7600, 707 nucleotides long. RefSeq lists its product as hypothetical. The record is from RefSeq and is a predicted model, not a curated record. The transcript has a single exon. Bases 131 to 541 code for a protein of 136 amino acids. Lineage: Eukaryota; Fungi; Ascomycota; Sordariomycetes; Hypocreales; Nectriaceae.